GGCAGGCACGCGAAAACACUGUGCCCCACCAGCUGCACCCCUGUGCUCUGCUCACCCCCAACGUACAUUAACUCCCAGCACAGAGUACAACUUCCACACAGCAUGAUUUCUUCCAAUUCUUUAAGCUAUUCCUCCCAUUCUUGCAUUGACUAACGCACGUAUAUUACAUCACUAUCCUAUCCAUCCUUCUCAACUACCCUUAUUACUAGCCAGCCCAUGCUUGAUAAUAAAUACCUCUACACAAUGAUUUACUUUGUGUGUAAACUGUUAAGUGAAGCUCUUAUAGAUAUUUGAUCAAGAAUUGGAGUGAGGGUGAGAGAAAGAAGUACAAAAGUUGGGAUCUUGUUGAAGAUUGUUUGGUGGGGUGGGAGAGAUGAGGGAGCUUAGGCCACUGGUGCACUUGCUGUUGCCACUUUGUGUGCAUUGGAUUGCUGAAGAGAUGACUGUUUCUGUGCUCGUUGAUGUCACCACUAAUGCUCUUUGUCCAGGCCACAAGACUUGUCCUCAAGCCAUCUACAUCAAUGGCAUCCAGCAAACUGUUGUUGGAAUAUUCAAGAUGAUAGUUCUUCCACUCCUAGGUCAGCUGGCUGAUGAGCAUGGGCGUAAACCGUUGCUUCUUAUCACUGUUUCCACAACUAUUGUUCCUUUCACUUUACUUGCCAUCAAUCAAUCAAAAGCUUCUAUAUAUGCUUACUAUGUUCUCCGGACCAUUUCUUAUAUCAUAAGCCAGGGGAGCAUUUUCUGCAUUUCUGUUGCUUAUGCUGCAGAUGUUAUUGAUGACGACAAGAGGGCUGCUGCCUUUAGUUGGAUCACAGGCCUGUUCUCUGCAUCACAUGUCCUUGGAAACAUCCUGGCACGUUUUCUUCCCGAAGAUUACAUAUUUGCGGUGUCAAUAGCUCUUUUGAUCUUUGUUCCUAUUUAUAUGUCGCUGUUUCUGACAGAAACAGUAAGACCAACUAGAAAGCCAGACCAGCAUAUCCCUUGCUUAAACAAGGCAUUUAAGAUUGUUCAAGAACGAUAUUACUCAAUGAAGCAUGCUGCACAUGUUGUUACCAGCAGCUCAACGCUUAAGCGCAUUUCUCUUGUUUCCUUCUUCUAUGAAUUGGGGAUGUCUGGCAUCAGCAGUGUCUUAUUGUACUAUUUGAAGUCAGUUUUUGGUUUCAACAAAAAUCAAUUAUCAGAAAUCUUGAUGAUGGUUGGAGUCGGCUCAAUUUUUUCUCAGAUGCUGGUGCUUCCUCUACUCAACCCGUUGGUUGGAGAGAAACUGAUUCUCUGUGCAGGCUUGCUCGCAUCAAUAGCAUAUGGACUACUCUAUGGCUUGGCAUGGGCACCAUGGGUACCGUAUUUGAGUGCUUCUUUCGGAGUCAUCUAUAUCCUUGUGAAACCUUCUACUUAUGCUGUGAUAUCCAAGGCCUCAAACUCGGCGGAUCAGGGGAAAGCUCAAGGGUUUAUCGCUGGCGUGCAAUCCAUUGCAAGUCUGCUUUCGCCACUUGCAAUGAGUCCACUUACGACAUGGUUUCUAUCCAGCAAUGCUCCCUUCAACUGUAAGGGUUUCAGCAUCAUAUUUGCAUCCAUAAGCAUGGUGAUUUCGUUGUGCUGUGCUUGGACGCUAAAGCUAGACGUCCCGACCAACAAGAACGUGGAAGAUACCAGGGAAGAUAUCGAAACACCACUUCUGUCGUAAGGAUUGAUGAAUACUAUAGAUCUACCUAUCUUUUGACAUGAAGGGAUGGUUUAAAAAGUUAGACGUUGAGCUAAUAGUCUCUGCAUCUGUCGGUUUGUUUUAGUCUGAAAGAUCAUACGUAGUUGAGAAAGUGCAAGAAAGAUCGAUACUUGAGACUGUCGUAUUCUGAUCUGAGCUUGUAGUGAUUCUACAACGCGUAGAUUAAGUAGUUCCAUGUAAAUAAGCCGUAUCGUUAUGUGUUCUUCAUAGACAAUAAGCUAUAUAUGUAUCUUGUGGAUUUUGAUCCAUCCUUGAGAAGAGUUGCAUUAAUUUACCUCUCCUUUUCAGGAUGUCUGUAAGUCUGUAACAUUAUAUGAUUUGUGAAGUAAGCAACUGCUGAAGCAUGGUUUAGA
This is a messenger RNA of Sesamum indicum (sesame), 2076 nucleotides long. RefSeq lists its product as uncharacterized. NCBI's taxonomy places the organism in Eukaryota, Viridiplantae, Streptophyta, Magnoliopsida, Lamiales, Pedaliaceae. Gene Ontology annotation, molecular function: transmembrane transporter activity. Gene Ontology annotation, biological process: transmembrane transport. The record is from RefSeq and is a predicted model, not a curated record.